This is a messenger RNA of Aegilops tauschii subsp. strangulata, 753 nucleotides long. The record is from RefSeq and is a predicted model, not a curated record. Lineage: Eukaryota; Viridiplantae; Streptophyta; Magnoliopsida; Poales; Poaceae.
AUGAGGUUUGACACUUUGGAAGGUGCAAAGGAGCACUACAAUCCGUAUGCUCUGCAGCUUGGGUUUUCCAUCAAAAUGAAUACAAUAAGGAGAACUGGCGACACUCGUAUGUUGGUAAAGCAGCAAUUUGUUUGCAACAAGUUUCGAAAACCUACAGAGGACGAUGGAGGUGCAGAAAAGCCCCCUGUCCUAGACAAAAUUAUUGAUCAGGCAGAACAUGUUGACGAAGAUGAUGAUAUUGUCUUUCUUGAUGAUGAAAGUAAGUUAAAAAAGAAAAGCAAGAAACGAAAGCGAGAUAAAAUAAUUCAAACUGGUUGCAAGGCCAAGAUGGUGGUGAAACUAGUAGAUGGUCAUUGGGAGGUGGUGUACUAUGUUGGGCGUAUGAUGCAUAUUAUGUCAGACUUCUAUGGCACAGAGGUGAUCGUCCCCUAUGGUACUAAGCACAUUACAAACCUGAAGACAAUGUUAAACAAAGAUGCCACCAAAGAAGGAGAUAUGAUUGAGACAGUUGCCUACUUCAAAGAUCAACAAAAAGAUGAUCCAGACUUCUUUUAUAAGAUAAAGUACGAUGAGGAGGACAGGGUGGAGAACAUUUUCUGGGUUGACGGUGCAGCUAGGAAAGCUUAUGUCGAGGCUUACCACGAUUGCAUCUCGUUCGACGCGACAUACAUGACUAACAUGUACAACAUGCCCUUUGCCCCAUUUAUUGGAAUUAAUAGACACGGGCAGUCGUUCAUGUCGAGCUUUGAUUAG